AUGGCUGAGAGUACAGAACAAUGGUGGAGUCAAGGUAUAUGGAAUGACACAACAAUUUUAUGCGAACAAGUUGAACCACAUAAAGUUUACAAAGGAUUUUGGGAAAAUGAAUUAUAUCUUAGAGAUACGUACACAUCGACUAUAUUGUGUAAUCUUUCAAUAAUCUUGGGUGUUACUACCUUCACUUGGUACUUGCUUAAGCCUCUUCAAACGCCAUUAACGUCUCAAAUGAUUGGUGGUGUGCUUGUAAUGGGACUAUUAUUUUCGAAUCGAUUAUUCGAGUACAACAAAUUGCUACCACCAACAGUUUUAUACGUACUAGAAACAAUGUCAUCAGUAGGCUUCGUAUUACAGUUAUUCAUGGUGGGAUUAGAAACAAACAUGAGUGUGAUUAUAAGAAGAUUACAAUUGAAAUCUAUAAUCAUAAGUUUAUCUGGCUUAGCCCUUGCUUAUGUAUUCAGCGCUCUUGCAAUCCUUGCAACAAACGAGUUCAAGUCCAUUCGACUACUCGAAAAACCAUCCAUAAGCCUCCUCAUUUUGGUGGCUCUUAAUGCACAAACCUUCUUCAUGGUCACAUGUCACAACCUAAACGACCUUGGCAUAAGCAACUCCGAUAUCGGUCGUAUGGCUUCAUCGAUAGCCUUGAUCCCGGACCUUGUACUAAUGGUGACAAACUUGGUCAUGACUUUUAUUGUACCGCCUUUUUUUAAUGGAUCUAAACUUGAAAGGAGGAAGGCGUUCAUCACUCUAGGGUACUAUAUUCUAGUAUUCUUGGUUUUUAGGCCAAUUGUUUUGUACAUUAUAAGUCAAACACCCGAAGGAAGAAAUAUGAGGAAUUCCCACUUCAUGUACAUUUUUUUGGUUGUUCUUAUUGUAGCUUGGAUUGGUGAAGUGCUCAAUGAGUUGCUACCGGUUUUUUUGUUUUCAUUAACCCUACCGGAACACCCUUUGUCGUCGGUUUUCUCCGCGAAAUUGGAAGCUAUUACUUCUUGUGUUUUCUUCCCUUUGUAUUGUGCAAUGCAAGGGCUUAAAACAGAUUUUUUCUCUUUGACCAAAAGAGCUUAUGAGUUAGAAUUUUUGUUGAUUGUUGGUUAUAUUGGCAAGUUUUUGGGAACUAGCUUUACUUCAAGGCUAUAUGGGGUACCUUUUUGGAACUCUUUAGCCCUUUCUUUCAUCAUAUCAUCUAAAGGGUUGUUGGAUGUUGCUGCAAUUGGGAUUAUAAGAGACAAAGGCUGGUUGAACGUAGAAGAGUACACAUUAGCAAUGUUUCAUUUUUUGAUCUUAACAGGAGCAUUAUUGCCUCUAGUUAGACUAUUCUAUGAACCAUUAAGUCAAUACACUUCAAUUUUUAGACCAAGUGUGACAGAUUCAACCAACAGCAAUACAUUCCAAACAUUAACAUGUCUUUACAAGGAAGAUAAUCUGCCUGGAAUUAUACGUCUCAUCGAGGCGUUUCAUCCCACACGAACAAGGCCAAUCCCCGUGAUUUUGCUACAACUCAUGCCACUAACCGGCCGUUGCACCAUGCCUAUCAUGGCACCCUUGGAUUAUGUCAAGUCAUUGCCUAUGUUCCGUUCAAAGAUUGCAUUUUCAAAUCGGAUAGUUGAAUCUUUCUUAAACCUCGAACGUGAGUCUAAAGGCUACACACGCCUUAAGCACUACAUAUCCAUUUCAACCUAUGAAACGAUGCACAAUGAUAUAUGUAGCCUUGCCUAUGAAAAAGAUGCAAGCCUACUAAUUUUACCAUUUCAUUUGCAAGUACAAUGGACUAAGGUAGGGAAAAUAAUCGAAGACUCAUCGUUAUCUAUAAGGGAAGUUAAUAAGAUGGUGCUCGAAAAGGCACCAUGCUCGGUUGCCUUGUUGCUAGAUAGGGCCGAUCCUCACUUAGGUAUAAUAGAUACAAAUAUAUAUCAAGUAGCUAUUAUCUUCAUAGGAGGGGUAGAUGACUUGGAAGCACUCGCGUUUACUAGACUAUUUGGUAAUCAUCCACAUGUUAAGGCGGUUGUCCUUUGGUUAAAAUCUCCGAACCAAGAUAGGUAUAAUGCCUUAAAUAAUGAGGUGAUUAAGAAUUUUCAAGCUUCCGGUAGAAUGGAGAAUGAGAGACUAAUGACAUUGAAGGAGGUGAUUGUUAAUGAUGGCGCCGACACCACUAAUGUUUUGCUCUCAAUGAAUGGUGUUAUUGAUUUAGUUGUGGUAGGAAGACACCAUGACUUUGAAUGUGCACCAUUGUAUGGACUUUCUUUUGAUGGGUUUUGUGAAUAUCCGGAGUUAGGGAUUCUUGGUGACUUAUUAGCUACUCCGGAUUUUGGGUUUUCAGUUUUAGUAGUUCAACAAGAACCGAAGGAUGAUUUACAAGUAGUGUAUGAUAAACCAAAAUGA
This is a messenger RNA of Chenopodium quinoa (quinoa), 2379 nucleotides long. Its product is annotated as cation/H(+) symporter 13-like. Gene Ontology annotation, cellular component: membrane; endomembrane system. Gene Ontology annotation, biological process: regulation of pH; proton transmembrane transport. The transcript is spliced from 3 exons. Gene Ontology annotation, molecular function: antiporter activity. Bases 1 to 2379 code for a protein of 792 amino acids. The record is from RefSeq and is a predicted model, not a curated record. NCBI's taxonomy places the organism in Eukaryota, Viridiplantae, Streptophyta, Magnoliopsida, Caryophyllales, Amaranthaceae.